GAAAUUUUCUCUUUACUGGAUUAAAUAGCAAGUUAUUGAAAUAAUUAACAAAUUCCCUCGUACCGUAUGUGUUUGUAUGUUUAAUUUUGCUAUCAUCUUGACGACAUUAAUUGUGUGUCAUAUGCUGUGUUAAAAAAAUUGAAAAAUUAAUUAAGGAUGCACACGGAAAUUACAAAAACAACAUCAGAAACAAAACUAACAAUAACGUCAGAUCCAGGCGAUAAGAAUCAUAGUAAUAUGCAGCAGGAUAAGCAGAUUGAUGAGAAAAAUUACGAUCGAAAGAAGAGAUUGUCUUCAAAUGAUGGAAAAGAUUAUCAAAAUACAUCACCGCGCCGAAAUAACAGCAAUAAUAAUAACAACAACAACAAUAUGAAUAGAUACUCUAAUAAUCGAAUACCGAGCUACAAUGGGAAUCGACAAAAUCGCAAUGGUCCACCACAGCAACAACAACAGCAGCAGCAGCAGUUUAUUAACAAUAAUUCAAAGCCGAGAUUAGACACAAACAAUAAUAACAGCAAUAAAUAUGAUAAAAUGCAGCAUAGUAAUUAUAAUAGUUAUAAUGCAAAAGUUCCAACACCAGCAACAAACAACAACAGUAAUAAUAAUAAUAAUAAUAAUGCCAUAAAGAGUGAUAAUUAUCAAGAAAUGAGUGCUAACAAUAAUCAAGUGAAGAAGCCAAUUCCAAAACAUCGAAUGGCAAAGUCAACGAUAAAUGCAAGUCCAAAUUAUGAUGAUUAUUCUACUAACAAGACGGUUCGUGUUGAUACACAAUUAUCAAAAGGUGAUAAAAACGUCUCUGAUGAUUCCGGUAUUCAUUUAAAUACAAGCGUAAGUACCACAAAGAACAGUGACACGAGAUUAAAGUAUGAUCAAUUAAUGGCUGGCGAUAAUGAGAUAAUUAAUCGUAAAUAUUCAAUGGACUUCCUUCAACAUAUCGGACAUCAAUUUAAGAAUAUCUCGGCGAUUCAAAAUAAAACACCACAAAAGCAGCCACAGCAGCAACAAAAAGUCCUUGACGAUAAUAAUGUAAUAGCACUUAAGAUGGCAUUUGGUGAUAAUUCAGGAUAUUAUAAUCAUUUAUAUUCCGGUGCGAUGUAUACGAAUCAGUUGUUCUUUCAACAGCAACAACAAUAUCAAAGUUAUGCUCGUUAUCAGAAUCAACAUAUGCAGCAGAGAGUUCGAGUAUAUCCGCGUCAAGAUAAUACCAAUUAUCAAAGGGUUUACCAGCAACAAGAUCCCCAAUUGAAUUGUGUACAGCAGCCGCCUCAAAAUUCAUAUCAUAAUGCAUAUUAUCCUCAACAACAACAACAGCAGCAGCCACAACAUAAUUCCUUCCAAUAUCAAAAUCAUCGUGCGAAACAAAAUCGCGAUCAGAGCCGUAAGAAUCGUCAAAAUGGCAAUAAUAACAAUGCAAAUAGUACAAAUGAUCGUAAUAAUUUUAAUAAUAAUAGUAAUUCUAACAAUAAGAAGCUAAGUGAUCAACAAAAUGCUCGACUAUCUCAUUCAAAAAGUGACAGUGCUCAAUAUGAAGAGAAUAAACGUAAAAAUCUCAUGUAUGUUCGUACAAAUUCCGAAGAUUAUCGUAGUUUAUCACCCACACCGCCAUCGUCUGUUAAAUCAACGAGUCCAGGCAUUCAGGAAACUAAUAAAAAUUGUGAUACGAAAGAGACAAUGACAUCAGAUAUGAUUGAUGAUUCAGCCUCGACUACAUCUUCACAUUCAGCAAUGUCAUCUUCGAGUGGAUCAAAGGAACUUCCAAUAACACCGACAAUUCUGCUCACACCAACAUACACGGAUAAUGAGAUGACGAGCAAUAAGGAGAAUAAUGUUAAUUCCUGGAUUAAUAAUACUAAUUUUACACCGAUCAAUAAUGUAUUAAGUGCUAGUGCUGAGCAAUUAAAUGUGCGACAUGUCGAGACGCCAAUAACAAUCAUUAAACGUCCGCCGUCCGUAAAUGGAAUAACUACAACACCAACACAUCCAAUUCCGAGGAAUUUUACAUUACCAACUUAUGAUCCAACAUAUCCAUUUGAGUACUAUUAUGCACGAGGCGAGCGAUGUGAAAUGCGUGAGGAACCAAUUAAUUUAGGCUGUGGAUCAAUUUGGGAUCAUGUGUCGUUUGAAAUAUGGAAUAAGUUCCAGCUAUAUCAGCAAACUCGCGAGACAUAUCGAAGUAAGAUGAUUUUAUGGCGUGAUCUCUAUGAAUACAUUAAGGGAUUUCCACUAUUUCAACAGCGAGCAUGUCCCAAAUGGGGAUUAUUUCUGGUUGGAUCAACGAUUUCUGGCUUCGGACUCAACAGUUCUGAUGUAGAUAUGUGUUUAGUACUGAAAUCAGCACCACAAUUGGAUGCAAGGACUGAGGCAAUGAUUACAUUAAGUGCAUUAAAGAACUACCUCUCAGACAGUCCAUUUCAAGGAUUCUCACUGAUAAAUGCAAAAGUUCCUAUCUUAAGGUUCCGUGACGCAACAAAUACGAUUGAAGUGGAUUUAAAUUACAAUAAUUGCAUAGGCGUUCGGAACACACAUUUGUUGUAUUGUUAUGCACAACUCGAUUGGCGUCUUCGUCCAUUAGCAAUUGUUGUGAAGCUUUGGGCACAACAUCAUAAUAUAAAUGAUGCACGAAAUAGUACAAUAUCAAGCUAUAGCUUAGUCUUGAUGGUCAUACACUUUCUACAAUCAGCAAUUUCACCGCCAGUCCUUCCAUGUCUUCAUCAGAAAUAUCCGGAAAAGUUUCAAACUUUGCAUGAUAUUACAACGAUUGAUAUGAUGGAACGUCUUGACACUGAUUGGAGAUCUGAGAAUUAUCAGUCAUUAGGCGAGCUGUUUCUACGAUUUUUAGAUUAUUAUAGCAAUUUUGAUUACUCACGAAAUGCUAUAUCAAUAAGAACGGGUGGAACAUUGUCGAUUGAGGAAUGUCGUAACGUGAAAACUCCCAAAAAUGAUCCAAACCAUUGGCAGACAUUAUGUAUUGAAGAACCAUUCGACUUAACAAACACCGCCCGAUCAGCAUAUGACGGUGAAAUAUUUGAGAAAAUCAAGUCCGUUUUCUUUCAAUCGUGGUGCCUUUUGCGGGAAUACAAAACACUCGAUUCGCUGUUUCAGGAACAAUUGUUUGUCCAACAAACAUUACAGCAGCAAAUGCUGAAUGACAUCAAGUACAUCGUUUAUGCACCAAAUCCAACGCUGAACUCAUCGCCAUUAAUUACAACGAAUCAAAUGAAUUCUGAGAUUGCUUCAUGAGAUGUUUAAGUUACGAAUAUUAGAAUAUUUAGUGAUACAAGAAGUGAUGAUUUUCCAAAAAAAAAAUGAGAUAAAUGAUAAAAAAUUGUGAUUUCAAGG
Chironomus riparius is the source of this 3339-nucleotide messenger RNA. The record is from the annotation of a GenBank genome assembly. NCBI's taxonomy places the organism in Eukaryota, Metazoa, Arthropoda, Insecta, Diptera, Chironomidae.